AUGCCCGCUUCCUCAGCCACCAUCAUCUUCUCUCCAUAUCAUGUGGGAUCACGCGAUCACCGCGUCGGGAACGGCCCGCACCGGAUUCGCUCGCUGGGCAUUAUCGAAGCUCUCGAGAAGUUGGGGGUGAGCAUCAAACUUGACGAAAUCCCCCACGUCGACAAUUUCGAAGGCGAGAUUGGUCGCAGCUUCGAGCUUCUCCGACGCAUCUCCAUCGCGGUUUCCGAAGCGGUGGCAUCAGAUAGCUUCCCCCUCAUUCUGUCCGGGAACUGCAUGGCUAGCGCUGCAGCUGCCUGUGGUCUACCAGUCAAGGAUCUCGGCUUUGUUUACUUCGAUGCCCAUGAUGACUUGGACUCGCCGGACGUCAACGAGAACGGGUAUUUCGACGCAAUGGGUCUCUCCAUGCUCCGCGGAGAGAGCUGGAAGACCCUCAUGAAAACCGUCCCGGGCUACUCACCUCGGACAUAUCGUCGCUUCCUCUACUGUGGUCUGCGCGACCAGUCCUCCUUGCAGCGACAACGUGUCAUCGAUGCCGGCAUGACUGCUGUCUGGGGACGCUCUGAUAUCAAGGUGGACUUCGUCGCCCAAAUGAAGCAAGAGCUAUCUGCCCGCUCUUACGGCCCGGCCCUCGUUCACCUUGAUCUGGAUGUUUUGGAUGAGUCUUACGGCAAGGUCAAUGACUACCCUUCGCCUGGUGGUAUGAUGGAGGAAGACCUGAUCUCAUGUAUGGAUAUGGUUCCCCGUAUGGAUACGAGCCCGCAGUCGCUCACCGUCUGCUCCUUUGAUCCCGAUGCCGGGGAUGGUGAUAAGAUUGCUGCCAUUGCUAUACGCGCUGUCACUGCCUUUUUUCAAGCUCUUUUGGAUACCGAUGCUUUAACCACAGCUUCAACUUGA
This is a messenger RNA of Penicillium brevicompactum, 894 nucleotides long. RefSeq names its product arginase family protein. Gene Ontology annotation, molecular function: arginase activity; manganese ion binding. The transcript has a single exon. NCBI's taxonomy places the organism in Eukaryota, Fungi, Ascomycota, Eurotiomycetes, Eurotiales, Aspergillaceae. The record is from RefSeq and is a predicted model, not a curated record. The coding region runs from base 1 to 894 and encodes 297 amino acids. Gene Ontology annotation, cellular component: cytosol; cytoplasm; nucleus.